Messenger RNA from Paramacrobiotus metropolitanus, 2951 nucleotides. RefSeq lists its product as uncharacterized. NCBI's taxonomy places the organism in Eukaryota, Metazoa, Tardigrada, Eutardigrada, Parachela, Macrobiotidae. The record is from RefSeq and is a predicted model, not a curated record. The transcript is spliced from 8 exons. The coding region runs from base 788 to 2668 and encodes 626 amino acids. Gene Ontology annotation, cellular component: plasma membrane. Gene Ontology annotation, biological process: adenylate cyclase-modulating G protein-coupled receptor signaling pathway. Gene Ontology annotation, molecular function: G protein-coupled peptide receptor activity.
AUCAAUGCGAAAGCCUUUCUCGUAACGUGUUGCCGCUGCAGGAGUAAUGCGAUAUAUUCCCGGCACAUCUCGACUUCUUUUUGCCUGUUCGAUUACAAAUAAACAGUUCCUUAUAAACCAAUUAGCCCAAGCCAGGAAAAACUGGACGUAAUAUGCCGGGAUAUUAUUAUCGUUUAAGUACAUUGCACCACACUAUGCAACUGCAGACGACGUACUUAUACGACGACUAUGAGGAUGUCAUUGGCGUGGAUCUGGUGCAAAUUUUCCGACACAGUAAUCAUCCUGUGGAGAUUGCCUAUCUUCAAAAUCAGAGACUAUACACAGCACACGCGCGCCGCUGCAUCCUCAUACCAAACUCCUUAAACUAUUCGUAUACUGUUACUAUUUUUGGGUGAUCUUAAACUGACUAAGAAAAUCUAAUGGUGGGAUAUGUUUAGACAUAUUUUCCGCAGCGGGAUUCAUCUAGUCGGCUUCUUGGGUAGUGCUCUUCUAUUCUCUAGCCAGUCUGUUGUGCCUUUUAUGUGGUGGCGGAAUUUUUCCGCCUAAUGACAGCGAAACCGCGAUCAUCGGUUUCCUUUUCUUAACUGCUGGGGCAUCCUAUGAGUGUGUGUGUGUGCGCGUAUGGAAAAAGGCGUAAACAGUCUGUCAGUGCAGUGGGAAACGGUUUUCAAUUGGUAUUAGGGAAAAACUAACUCAAGCCGAUUCGUAAUUAACGGAUUGGUGUUGUGCCCGGGGCGGCAAUAUUGUGUUUUUGAGGAUUACAACGAGGACCGUUUGAAAACUGAGAAUGGACAUGCGGAUUAUAGCAUUAUCACUGCUCUUCCUGUCUUUGGGAUAUCCGAUCAGUAUAAAUGCCCAGGAAGCGGAGCCAUCAACGGAAACGCCGCUAGUCAAUACAGAAGCAUCAUCUACGCCAGCCGCCGCCGCCGACGUAGCAGAUGUGACUGAUCAUCCUCAUCCGGAUGAUCACUCGCAGCCUGCUGAGAGUGACCCGAAUCAAGCACCAGUUACUGAUCAGCCCCCUGAACAACAGGAGCAACACCCAGAACAGCAGCAGCAUCAAGAGCCGCCGGCCGAAGCAGAUCCGGAGGCGCUGCACCGUACACAGCCGACGCAUCUCCCUCCUGCACCGGAUGCGGAAGACAAUCAUGUUCAUCCAGAAGAGCUGGGCGGCUAUCCUGAGCCCGCGCACACGGCACAGAGCGAUAUUCCGGUCAAAACAAGCGUCCAGUCGACAUUUAAGUUCGGCAGUGAGGAGCGCUGUUUCCAUUUCCUUAAGCGACUCAAGAGCAAGGGAAAAAACGAACAUAGUGAUCAUCCGCUGACAUGCGGCCAGGCCUUCGAUGGAUUACUGUGCUGGCGUCCAGCCGAUCCCGGUGAAACGCUAUUACAAGUUUGCCCCGAUGGUCCGACGAAUACACGAUCGUACGCCAAAAGGGAAUGUGUGAACGGACGCUGGAGAGACUACGGCAAUGUGAAUGAGAAUUUGGUGCUGCGUGGCAUCAAGGAAAGCGACUACACCGACUGCAUGCAAGUCCCGAGUUUCGUAAGGAAGCACGCACAACUUGUGCGGCAGGAUCUACCAGCACCGCACAGUGCCGAGCUGCAGCCUGGACAGGGCGGCGGCGUGAGAGAAUACGGUUUCUCAUCACCUGCUCCCACCAUACAGAAUCAGGAGCAUCCUUAUGGACCCCGACCGGAAGAGCAGCACACCACAGCCGCGACGUACGAUCCUAGCGCCUCGAUUGCUCCGCCUAAACCAUGGAACUUUGUGGAUGUUAGGGAAUGCGAAGAUCUCCUCAAGCGCUACGGAUUCGAGACUAACGCUGAUGGCAGCGGCUGCCGUGGCAAUCACGAUGGUAAGAUGUGCUGGCCAGCCACUGCUGCCGGUACGGAGGCCCAUCAGCCCUGUCGACGACCGGCGUCCGGUCAGGAUCCGAGCCAAAUACCCCAGGCUACGCGAUACUGCGGCACGGACGGCACCUGGAAUGCCAGCAAGUCCGAUGGAAGUAUCGCGCCGGAUGCGGAUCCGGUGAACAAUAUUGGAUGGACCAAUUACGAAGCAUGUGAUGCGUACGAAGCGGCACUUGCUGCAGCUGUUAGUGCGGCGGCUGCGGCUGCUAAUGCCGUCACGGAAGCACCGAUCGCUGGUGCCGGGGUGGCGGGACAAGGGAUCGUACUGAAGCCGGAUGCCAACACGACAGCGAUACCGGUAGCAGAGGUAACAACCGAGGCGGCAGCGGUGACUGGCAGUACCAUGGCCUUAACGUCCAAUGCCGGUGCCGCUGUACAGCAAGCCAUGUGGAGACUGAUCCCGGCCCAGUGCGAUGAGAUGCUGAAAAGGAACAGCCAGCUUGAGCCUAAAGAAGCUGGUGGAUGUCGAGGAGGUACGGACGGUAAUAUAUGCUGGCCAGCCGCUAAUAAAAACUCGGAGGCAAUGCUACAAUGCCCGCAGAUGAUUGGUCUGGAUCAGAGCAAGAAAAUCUCCAGAAAGUGCGAUGCAAAUGGUGCUUGGACCAAAGCAAGCUAUGUCGAUUGUCUGACAGCGGAAAUCAAGGAUGUUGUCCAGCACGAUUAUCAUCUUUUACAUCCCAGCUCCGCACCGAAAACCCUUGCACUAAUGUUGCCUUUGGUUUUUCUAAAUUUUUUAAUAACUGUGUUUUUGUAACAACAGUGGCAAUUUAAUGAUCGAUACGGUGCGACUGCCAGAUUUUUGUUACGGAAUUUUAUGAUGUAUUGCGCAUACUCGUAAUAUCUCGCAUCGGUAUUUUCCAUUGGAAAACACAAAAUAAUUAAUGGAGCGUUUGAACAUACAGGGUGGUAUCCGUUAGUUGGUUAAGUUUGCAUUUGAUUCGUUAGUUCUGUUAGUUUAUGUUUAAUUCACAGAUGUAAAUGCAAGUACAGAUUACGAAUAUGGUUCGAGCAAAUUAAAUUGUGAGUACUAUGUGGAA